UUUCUAAAACCGAGAAAGAAAUGGGUUGAAUCCUUCUUAACAUAGUCUCAUCGAGUGCGAUCAAACAGCAAAGAGAGAGAUGGCAUGGAGAGGAAAUCUAUCUCGGGCUAUGAAGGAACUGAGGAUCUUACUGUGCCAGACUUCGCCGUCGAGCUCCGCCACUAGAUCAUUUGUAGAGAAGAACUAUAAGGAUCUCAAGACUUUAAACCCUAAACUCCCAAUCUUGAUCCGUGAAUGCAGUGGCAUUGAGCCCCAGUUAUGGGCUAGAUACGAUUUUGGUGUUGAGAAGGGCAUUCGGUUGGAAGGUUUGAGUGAGGCACAGAUCUCGAAGGUGCUCGAAGACCUUGUCAAAGCCGGGGAAGCCCUUAAGGCCUGAAAGUCACUACCCCUGACCCAUGUGGAAUGAAAUAAAUGGAUGAGUGGGAAGGUUCCCAUGACAGUUUGCACUUUUACUUUGGCAAUCUUGACGUUUAAUGUUGAGAAUUGAGUAUUCAAUAUUGUCAUCUUGUUUCCAACGCAGGGAAAUUGGUUUGAUAUGUUCUGUUUUCGUGGAUGACAAUUCAAUUGACAAAUUGUUUAUGUAGUCAAUACUACAAACUUGCCAAAUCAAAUGUAUUUCCUGGAUACCUUGAAACCCUGCCGAAUUAUUCAAUUUCCUGAUUUUAAGAUU
This is a messenger RNA of Pistacia vera, 670 nucleotides long. RefSeq names its product NADH dehydrogenase [ubiquinone] 1 alpha subcomplex subunit 2-like. The record is from RefSeq and is a predicted model, not a curated record. The transcript has 3 exons. Bases 80 to 376 code for a protein of 98 amino acids. Lineage: Eukaryota; Viridiplantae; Streptophyta; Magnoliopsida; Sapindales; Anacardiaceae.